Messenger RNA from Cydia pomonella (codling moth), 8059 nucleotides. RefSeq lists its product as uncharacterized. NCBI's taxonomy places the organism in Eukaryota, Metazoa, Arthropoda, Insecta, Lepidoptera, Tortricidae. Gene Ontology annotation, biological process: transmembrane transport; heme export. Gene Ontology annotation, molecular function: heme binding; heme transmembrane transporter activity. The record is from RefSeq and is a predicted model, not a curated record. Gene Ontology annotation, cellular component: membrane. The transcript is spliced from 8 exons. The coding region runs from base 547 to 1917 and encodes 456 amino acids.
GUACAUGCGCAUUGCCGACCCUAUCACUUCGCACCCUCGUUAGAGCUCUGGCAACCUUAUUUUAAUCUUAUGUUAGAUAGGACGGUAUAGUACAAUAGGUAUUAUUUAUUCAUUCUAUGUAAAUAACAUUAUUUUUGUACCAAUCCAUCGUAUUACUUAUUAAAUGAAAGACACGCACGACUGACUUUAGCAUAACUCCGGCUUUUUAUAAACACAUGUGCGAAAAAGAACGCCGAAAACCAAUUUCAAACCAAACUAGGACAAAAAGUGAUUGUGAAGAUUUGGAAUUGCAAUUUUCCAGAGUAUUGUGAUAUAAUAAAUCAAUAUAUUAUAAAUAAACAUUAACAAAAAGUGUUCACGGCUUACGCAAGGGCCUUGUGACAAGGCUGAAUGUAUUGCAUUUUUUGCGUUAUAGAUUAAUAACAGCGGCGUUUAAAAGACUGAUAAAAUAAUCAUACACAAAUAUUACAUGGAUUAGGAAGAUUACAAGCGUUUUAUCUAUCGUAUGUUGCAGUGAUAAAAUUUAAGCUAAAAGUGAUUAGAAACAUGACCGCGCACGAUAUAGUUAGAAAUCCGAGUGAAGAACCUAAAGUGAUGAUUCCGGGAAGUGUAAUGGACAGCCCGAAUGUUACCGAGGAUGAUGAAAAAGUGCCGUUAAAAGUGUAUAAAUAUAGAUGGGUAAUUUUAUUACUUUUUGUGAUGUUUUCGGCAUCGAACGCGAUGCAAUGGACGCAGUAUACGAUUAUAAGUGAUGUGGUUUCUGAUUAUUAUGGUGUACCAUCGACGCUGGUGUCGUGGACGUCCAUUAUAUAUAUGGUUACAUAUGUGCCUUUGAUAUUUCCCGCUAGCUGGCUUUUGGAUAAAACGGGUCUCCGCGUGACAACCAUCAUCGGUUCCUUCGGGACAUGUCUGGGCGCAUGGCUGAAGGUGUUCUCCGUGCCUCAGGACAUGUUCUGGUUGGGCUUCACGGGACAGACCAUUGUGGCUAUCUCCCAGGUGUUCAUCCUGAACGUGCCCCCUCGAUUGGCUGCGGUGUGGUUUGGGGCUGACCAGGUUUCACUGGCUUGCAGUAUUGGAGUUUUCGGCAAUCAGCUCGGUGUGGCACUCGGCUUCGUGCUGCCCCCAAUGUUCGUUAAAGCCGGUGGCACCAUCGAACAAAUCGCGGCUGACUUCCAGUUCAUGUUCUACCUGGUUGCUGGGGUUACCAGCGUGCUCUUCGUUUUCAUCUUGUUGUUCUUCAAACGAGCCCCUGCUACGCCGCCCUCAGCUGCCGCCGAUCUUGGCGCCAGUUUGGAUUCGAACUUCCUCCACUCCGUCAAGAAACUCUUCACCAACCGCAAUUAUAACCUGCUGCUCAUCUCUUACGGACUCAAUGUUGGCGUGUUCUACGCUAUAUCGACACUGCUCAAUGAAGUUGUGCUGAAAUUCUUCCCUGGUGCCAACGAAGACGUCGGCCGCAUCGGCCUCAUGAUCGUCGUCGCCGGCAUGCUGGGCUCCGUCAUCUGCGGUUUUAUCCUCGACAAGACGCACAAGUUCAAGGAGACGACCCUCGCGCUGUAUGCAGCAUCAGUAGUCGGAAUGGUCAUAUUCACGUUCACGCUUGACUGCGGGGAGAUCGCUGUGGUAUACUUCAGCGCCAUCAUACUUGGGUUCUUCAUGAACGGGUAUCUGCCGGUUGGGUUCGAGUUUGCCUCCGAAAUCACCUACCCUGAGCCUGAAGGGACCACGUCUGGGAUUCUUAAUGCUGCUGUUCAGUUAUUCGGCAUCGUCCUGACCCUCCUCUACGAAUGGAUGCUAAAAGUCACCGACACCCGUUGGUCCAACCUCACCCUUUGCGGAUUGCUUGCUCUGGGCACGGCCAUCACGGCAGCCAUUAGCUCAGAUCUGCGACGGCAGGCUGCUGAACAGAAGAAGUAAACCGUACGGGUGUGAUAAUAGGGUUUUAUUUUAAAUGUGGAUGCUAAUAUGGGUGUACAAUCUUUAUUUUUGAGUUUAUAGGGGUUGUGGAGUCAAUCAACUUAUUGCUGUCCCUUGAGCCAGAGGAUAUAGAUGCAAAAUUUGUUUUAAACAGUUAUCCAAAAAUCACCAGAAACGGUUUGUUUGAUGCGAUAAAAUUCCAUGUAUUGGCAAUUGUUAAAGUCUGACCCAAGCCUCGUAAACCAUGGAAAACAGGUGUACAAAUAGUUGAUAUACCCACAACCCUUUCGCUGGUCACUUUCUGUUAUCUUGCUUAUGAUAAGCUGUUGAGCGAAUUUAAGCUAUUUGUUGAUGGAAAAAAGGUUUAUUUUGUAAUGAAAAUUGAGUGUUUAUUUUAGUAAAUUAUUGUUUGUUAGUUCCGAUUUGCUAUUUUCUGCAAACUGCUUUUGACAGGGUGGGUUUUAAGAAAAUGAAGUGGUUGUUAAGAGAGACCCCACACUAGUAGCGCCUUUUGAUCAUCGGUGUCUACUCAGCGCCAGGGAGAGGAACUUAGGUAUAUGAAUUAUGACAACCCUAAAUAACCGAACGGGAUAGUCCCAUACAUUAGAAAGGGACAGCAUGAAUCGGCCCUGAAUCGUUUUCAAACGUCGGUUUUGUAGGAAGUUUAUUAUAUUUCCUGCGCUAUGGAUGAUGAUGUCGCUGCGCAGUUGCGCCAACGUUGCGUCGAGCAGAGCAGAGGAGACGCUAGUGUGGGGUCUUUCUAAAUAUGUAUAUAUUUUAUAACUUAGUUAAGUUAUUUAACAGAAUGCAAAAUAUAAACUGCAUCCUGAUUUAAAAACUCAGUUUUUUUAAAUGACAAUCUGCAAAAUUUAAACGAAUGUGUAGGAAGUUGAAAAAUGUUUAAGCCUAUCAAAACUUCGGAAAUCGAUUUUUAAAAGUUUUAAUAUUGCCUCAAGAAGUUUUAUGAUUAUAUCCCAAGUGUUAUUUUUACUUAUUACACCUUCGAAUAUCUGCACUUGUUGAAUUACGCAAAAUUAAAAAUAAAUAUACUUGGUCAAGCAAAUCUUGUCAGUAGCAAAAGGGGGCAAAUUUGAAAAAUCACGGGUUAGAAAACAUGUUGGCAACACUGUCUUCGAAUAAUUCCAAAGUCGCGUGUCAUCUGUGUUUUAUCUGUGGAAUGUGGAUAGUGAAUUAGUGAAUGACAGCCAUCAUGUUUGUUUGCAUUCUGAAUCGUUGCUGUUUCAAGAGAAAUUUCUGCUGUCACCAAUAAAUACCAAUAUAUUAAAUAAGCUUGUGCAUGAACUUAAGCAAAGUCAAGGUGCCUACAAUAUACAAUCACGCUCGUUGAUCUUAAAUAAUCGUAAAAUUUGAGGUUAUAAUCAUUACAUGUUUUGGUUCGAUGUACAUUGCUGCUUUUCUUAGCGCAAUACUAACGCAAUACUGCUUAUUGGGUGUUGCCCUACUUCACUUUGCUGUACAUUGCUACUGACAUACAGACAUACAUUGUUUGACAGACUAUUAUGUUACCUACAAAGCAAAGCUAGAGAUUCUUCUUGGUAUGCAUUUAUACGAAUUCAAGUAUUUAGACUUAGCAUUUAAAAAGAUUAUACCUAUACAUUAAAUCAGCUAAAUGUUAUAUAUAAUAAUAUGCAUUUAGGUACCUACCGAUUUUGUUUAGGAAUGUAUACAAAAAAUAAACAUAUUUAUGUAUAUUUAAAAAUAUAGGUAAGUACAUUAUGGUAGCUUAGGGUAAUUUCGAAUGAUGGGUUAAACCAUAUACCUACUUGAGAAUGUUAACUUUAAUUGCGGAUUGUUUUCAAUAAUUUUAUAUUAUUUAUUGUAAUUAUGAUCAAUGUUUGAAAUUCCACGGUUUUUAUUUUUUGGAAUUACCGUAUUGUUUUACACUAUCUUAAGGUAUUUACUAUAUGGAAUUUGUGAAUUUUAAUGUAUUCAUAGACUAGUAAAAUCGAUAUGUCGUAAUCGUGACAAUAAAAGGUGUGACCGCGACCAAAGGAAGUAUUUUACCGAAACGUUUUUAAAAUUAAAUGUAUCGCGUUGGUAGCUACUAAAAAUUCUCGAUGUCUGUAGUUAUUGAAAUGUAAUAACUAUUUUAAUAUAGUAUUCACGUGUAUUUAAGAUUAACUAUAUAAGGCCAGAAAAUAGGGAAGAUAGGUUAUUGCGUGGAAACCGCCAAGAAGGCAAUACGGUCCCGAAAGGGGUGAUUUUAUUAGUAAUAUAUUCUUAUUUUAAUUAUAAUUGUUAAAAGGUUAAUUUAUACUGACAGCUCAAAAGCAUCGAAAGCGAAAAUAAAGCUCAUCAGGGUCCGUAGGGGACAAAAUGUACAUACAGUGGAUUUCGGAUAUAACGACGACGAAGAGACCACGGUAAUUUCGUCGUCAUAUCUGGAAGUCGUUAUAGGCAAAGGUAAAGAGAUAAAGGUUAAAGACACGUAUGAAUAAAUUUAACUCCGAAACGUAGUUUGUUUCGAACAAGUGUUCACGCUAUAUACCUACCUAGCUAAUUUCUACCUGUAAACGAAACAGUUGCUAAACAUCUGUGGAUAAGAUAAAAAAACAAAAGAUAAGAAAUUAAAGCUCUUUGUCCUUUGACGACCGAGUCUGGUCACAGUAUCUGCAUGGGAUUUCUAAGAAUUUGUUACAAAUGGUUCUUUAAAAACCGUCGCUACACACGAAUUCAGCGUUAUACCUGAAGUCGCUAUUAUAUCCACAUGAAUCUUGUACUAAAGUAUGCUUUAAACUCAUGGGACUUGGAUUUAACGUCACUAUAUACAAAUGGUCGCUAUAACCAAGGUCGUUAUAAAUGAAAUCCACUGUAUAAAUAAUAAUAAUAAUAAUAAUUUAGCCUAUAUACGUCCCACUGCUGGGCACAGGCCUCCUCUCAUGCGCGAGAGGGCCACUGUAUAUGUUUUUUUAUUAGUUUUAUUGUAAGAAACAUUUUUAUGACUAUAAGCAUUUACGCCAUAACAGCUUUUGUUAUUAUAUAAAACAAAUAAAAGGGAUGUGAUUUGUCGCCAAAGGCAAUAUUAAUAUACACGAAAAUGACAAACUCAGAAUGUCUAGAAGGGUUUAUCUUAUAUGUUGAAAUGGGGUAGCUCGAUGAGUCAGAUUAGAUUAGCUACGCCAAAUAAGACGCUUUCUCAAGGCCAUUGAUAAAUGCGGCUGUGACAAUUACGUGUAUCAUUGUCCUAAUAUAUCAGGAAGGAAUCAAGAAAUAUUUUUUUGAACUGCUGUCAGCAAGGGCGUAGCAGCCAGUGAACUAGGGGGGGCAAGUUUAUAGGCAUAAGGAGAGGGGGAGGGGGCAUCGCCACAGAGGGGCAUACAUUGUAUGUAAAAUUUGAGCACUAGAAGCUCAAAGCUAGGUAGCUCAAAGGAGCUACCUGCCUACGCCCAUGGCUGUCAGUUUUCUUUGCCUAAUACUUACUGAAUAUGUCUCGUGUGUAGUUGUUGUAAUUACAAGACAUAAUUAUAUUCGAAAAUGGUUGGUUACAAAUGGUUACCAUAUAAAGAAAAAAGUCAGUACGGAUAGGAGGGGCUGUGGGAUUAGUGUGGCUGGAAUUCACAUUGGGGCCUAUCAUCAUCAUACUAUCCUGGCCGGUGUCGACAACGGCGACUGUUUAGUACUGGGUUAAUGAGAACUACGUUCGUAAGCUCUCAGGUGGCUGACUUAACCGAUUUUCGCCGCAAAUGUAGGUGAGCACCCCUCCGACAAAAUUGUUAUUGAUGACCGCAGAUGGUCGGGCCUUUAACUCGUCACGUUUCGCAUCGAGUUCCACUCGCCUCUGCUCUUCGAAGGCUUGCACUUUUGUCCUCACUAUAUGCUUCCACUUCAGCCGAUCUUGUGCCAAAGUCUCCCAUUGUUGGGGCCUAUAUUUACACAUUGAUUAGGUAGCAUUAUAAGUCCAUGUAUUUUCCACAAACGUAAGUGAAAUGUAUGAACUCGCAAAAACAAUCAAUUUGUAAGCAGGCCUCAAUGGAAGGACAGCCACACGUACCAGUAUUGACCUCACUAAAAGGUUACCAGUACCUAUGCAUAUUUUAUUUUAAGGUUAUAUCUACUUAUAAAUUGUAUGUCGGCCUAAAAGGCCUAAUAAUAUUAGAGAGUAGUUGCCUAUUACAGGCUGUUUCCAAUAUCUUGUGAUUUUGGUGUUAGGUUAGAUUUAUAUUAUAAUCUUAGUAAAAAAGAAAAAAAUAUGGUUUGUACGCGAUGCAUUGAAAGCUUGAAAGACGUGUAAUGUAAGCCUUGUUUAAUAUAUACAAUAGCUAUUGUUUCAUAGUUCUUGUAAUCAAGCGAUAAUGAUAAGAAUUUUACCUAUUUAUUAAUUGUUCUUAAACUUCUUCAGUAUAAAUUCUAUGUACUAAAAUGACAAAUUGGAACAGUAUUACUGUUAUUUUUGUAUCUCGCAUGCAAUAAAAAUAGAGGACAUGUAUGUAGGUACUAUAAUUAGCUGCUGAAUUGCAAUGAAUGUCUUCUAAAUAUUUUUGUCACCUAUUAACACAUUCAAUCCUACCGUACCGAUCCUUUAGGCGGGUUUUCUGUUCGUAAGCUCUAAAGCGGAAAAACCGUAUCGACUACGAGCGUAGAGCUCGCCCUGGCAGUGCGUAUGAGCUAAUGACUGUUUUUCACUUAAACAUGCAGGGAAAUGUAUAUUUUUAUUAAUGGAAAAGUAUAAUAUUACAAAUAUUAAGUUAUUUUUUUUAUAUAUUGUGAUUGUCGUGACCUACUUUAUUUUUUAAUUGCGAGUUUUUUUUUUAUAUCAGUGAUAUAUUUGGGUAUAAGAUAUUAUGUUGCAAUUUUUAAUGAUUGUAGAGUUUAAUAAGUUAUAGAAAGCGCCCUUCCUAUAAAAUACAGUACAUUCCGAAGUUACCCAAUUUAAUUACUAAUGUUGUAAAUAAUAAUAAAUAUUUGUGUAGGUAUAUAAAAAACCGUAUAUUUAUAUAUAUUUAUUGUACCGAAAACUAUUUUGAGGAGUAUUAGACUACUAGUUCUAAUUUAUGCCUAAUAAAAUAAGUACAUCAAAUCGUUCAGACUCAGAUCGGUAUACAAUGGUAGAAAUAUUCGAUUUUAAAUGUGAAAUAAGACAAUAAUUAUCUAAACCUUAUAUUGUAAUAAUAUUUACGAUUUUAUGAAAAAUAAAGUAGAACAAACGUUUUAAUCAAUAAACCAAUGAAAUUCAGAAGUGGUAUAAGCAGUAAGUCAAUAUUUCUAAAGUUAAAGAAUCAUAUAGAUAUAUUUCUGAGGAAGGGUUUAUCAGCAAAACUACAUUUUAAUUCAUUUAAAUAUUUUAGCAAAAUUACGGAACGUUUUUUUGGAUUGCCCUUCUCAAACACAUAAAUGAAAAAAUAAAACACAAGUUAUUGAUGAACAGAUCUGCUGCAAAUUACACCAAAAUAUUAAAAAAAAUCCUUUACUGCACAUACCAUUUUCUUUUAAAAUUUUGUAUUCCAAGUAAAGUUUUUUAAACUACGUAAUUAUUUUCUUUUGUAACAAUGAUAGCAUUGUCAAUUUUGAAAUUUUUAGACAUUACUGUUGUAGUAGAUCUUGGCAAUUUUUAACAUUACCCCCCCUUCCGAAAUUACCCUAAUGUACUUAUUCCCAUAUUUUUUAAUUUUACGACAAAUGUUAAAAUCAUAAUUUGCUGGACAAAAUUCAUUCAUAUUAUACAUUUACGUAUUUCUCUUAGUCUUGAAGAAAUUAGGGAAAACAGCGUGUGAACGAGUUUGAUGAGAUUUUUUAAAGGAGAAAUAUCUUCAGGAUGGAAAAAUUAACACUAUAGGUUAGGUACAUUUACAUUCUUCCCGAAGAUAGCAACGCGAUUUUAUAAGUACUGGGCUAUUAUAACCGCGAAAACCGAAGUUCGUCUAUUGCGGGCACUUUCCUCUGUGACUCUAUUUACGUUUUAGUGAGAGUAAAAGAGAAAGAUGCCAAAUUUCGGUUUUCGCGGUAGGCAAGGGCCGUGCAUAAAUAAAGCUAAAUGAUCGAUACAAUUGUAUGUCAAUGUUACCCAGUGCUAGAUUCCUCAUUUAUGUUAAUUAUGUUACCUAGACGUAUAUUUAUGUAGAUUGAUGUCGUAAUAUUUUAGUCACUAAGUGUGUUGUUGUUUUAAUAAAAUUUGUUGAUAGAC